AUGGCGGCGGCAGCGGAGCGGACGGACGAGCUGGUGCGGGAGUAUCUUCUCUUCCGCGGCUUCACCGCCGCCCUGAAGCAGCUGGAUGCGGAGAUCAAGGCGGACCGAGAGAAAGGCUUCCGGGUGGAUAAGAUAGUGGACCAGCUGCAACAGUUUGUUCAGAGCUAUGAUCUGGUAGCCCUGAGGGAUUACUGGAGCUACCUGGACCGACGUCUUUUCAGCCGUUUGGAAGAUGUGUACCGGCCGACAGUGAACAAGCUCAAAACCAGCUUGUUCCGGUACUACCUCGUCCAUACUGUUCAGACUGGCCGCAAUGACAAGGCACAAGAGUUUUUCCUCAAGCAGGCCUCCGAGCUCCAGAACCAGGUGGAGUGGAAGGAUUGGUUUGUCCUGCCCUUCCUCCCUGCCCCAGACUCCAACCCCACCUUUGCCACCUAUUUCUCACGCCAGUGGGCAGACACAUUUAUGGUGUCUCUGCACAACUUCCUGAGCGUCUUAUUCCAGUGCAUGCCAGUUCCAGUCAUCUUGAACUUUGAAGCUGAGUGUCUCAGGAGCAGCCUCAUACAAGAAGAAAAUGAAUCGUUGCGGCAUAAGCUGUUUGCUUUGCAGGCCGAAUCCUCCCGCAUGAAGAAAGAGGAACUGGAGAUGGAACAAGCAGUCAUGCAUCACAAGUUGCCAGCUUAUGUGGCCAACAUGGAUCGACUAGGGGACUCUGAGCUUAAAAAGGGCCCUGCCAGACCAGCCCAUCCAAGUGGGGCUUCUCCAACUCAGACUGGCAGUAUGCUGCUAGGGAAGAAAGAACCAACAAACCACCAGAGUGCCAAAGGAAAAGAAGGAGCAGUGAGCUGUAAGGAUGGGAAGAGCCAUUACAGUGGGCUAGGAGCAGGCGAGUCCAGCUUCCUGCAGCAGCGGCAGAAGCGCUUGCAAGAGCAUGGGAAGGAAAGGAAGGAGCUGCUGUCGAAAGGGACCUCCCAGAAUGCUGAGAAGAAAACUGAUGCUAGCACAGCUGAGACAGAGCUGUGCUCAGAGCUGCCCACUGAGCAAACAGAGACUACAACCAGAACAGCUGCCAACAGCACUGACGCCAUGGGGGUCCGUCAGGAGCAGCCUUUCAUUGUCCUGAGCCAAGAGGACUAUGGGGAGCACCAUUCAUCCAUCAUGUACUGCAGGGUUGAUUGUUCUGGACGGAGGGUGGCCAGUUUGGAUGUGGAUGGGGUCAUCAAAGUCUGGUCUUUUAACCCCAUAAUGCAAACUAAGGCCUCAUCCAUUUCCAAAUCUCCAUUGCUGUCUCUGGAAUGGGCGACCAAGCGUGAUAGGCUGCUCUUGCUUGGCAGUGGGGUCGGGACGGUUCGUCUCUAUGACACAGAAGCAAAGAAGAAUCUCUGUGAAAUCAGCAUUGAUGAAGACAUGCCCAGGAUCCUCUCGCUUGCCUGCAGCCCAAGUGGUGCCUCCUUUGUCUGUUCUGCAGCAGCCCAGAGCCCCAUCUCCCACAUGGACUUUUCAGCAGUAGGCUCUGGUGGCAAAAGCAUGAACCAAGUUCCUGGGAAACUGCUACUGUGGGACACUAAAACAAUGAAGCAGCAGCUGCAGUUCUCCCUGGAGCCUGAGCCCAUUGCUGUUAACUGCACAGCUUUCAACCACAACGGCAACCUGCUGGUCACGGGGGCUGCAGAUGGCAUUGUUCGUCUCUUCGAUAUGCAGCAGCACGAGUGUGCCAUGAGCUGGAAGGCUCAUGAUGGGGAAGUCUACUCCGUUGAGUUCAGCUAUGAUGAGAACACAGUCUACAGCAUAGGUGGGGAUGGCAAGUUUAUUCAGUGGAACAUUCACAAAAGUGGCUUGAAGGUGUCCGAGUACGACCUCCCCAGCGAAGCCACAGGUCCUUUUGUUCUGUCUGGGUACAGUGGCUACAAGCAAGUCCAGUUCCCAAGAGGAAGGCUUUUUGCUUUUGACUCUGAGGGCAACUAUAUGGUGACAUGUUCUUCUACUGGGGGAGUCAUUUUUAAGUUAAACGGUGAGGACAAGGUGCUGGAGAGCUGCCUUGCCCUGGGAGGACACCGAGCUCCUGUUGUUACAGUGGACUGGAGUACAGCCAUGGACUGUGGGACCUGCCUCACUGCCUCCAUGGAUGGGAAGAUUAAAUUAACAACUUUACUGGCUCAAAAGUCUUAACAUGGACAGUGCUGAGGGGAAAAAGCAAGAGCCCACAGCCCUUCUUCUCACUGCAGCUUUUUGGAUUUGCUAAAUACACUUGCCAAACUACUGUGCCAUUAAUGGGAUGCCAGUAUGGGAGCA
Messenger RNA from Indicator indicator, 2292 nucleotides. RefSeq names its product WD repeat domain 91 (gene WDR91). Gene Ontology annotation, biological process: early endosome to late endosome transport. The transcript has 15 exons. Gene Ontology annotation, cellular component: early endosome membrane; late endosome membrane; extrinsic component of endosome membrane. The record is from RefSeq and is a predicted model, not a curated record. Gene Ontology annotation, molecular function: protein binding; phosphatidylinositol 3-kinase regulator activity. The coding region runs from base 1 to 2169 and encodes 722 amino acids. NCBI's taxonomy places the organism in Eukaryota, Metazoa, Chordata, Aves, Piciformes, Indicatoridae.